AACCCCCCUCCCCCCAAAAAAGCCGUGUGCCAAUGGCCCUUAUUCCAAAUAUGUGUCCGCCCUGCUGGCUCCCCAGACACUUGAUAGCCCUCAAACAUCCCCUGAAACCCCCACAUUACAAUUGGCAGAGAUAAAAAGGGGCUAUCAUGCACACACUAUUAGUGCAACCACAGACACAACUUGUGUCACAGAAGAACAGAACAGCUCACCCUAGUGCCACUUGCUUCCCACUCCCAAGUGGCUCCUGGCUUGGCAGGAGCUGGUGACCCUUGUGACAUGGAAAGGCCUGCCAUCAAGUUUGGGAGCUAUAGAUCCAGAAAAAACACUGCCUGAGGAGGACUGUGCUAACCCAGUUCUUAUUCUUAGGAGGAUCUAAGGUUUACUUCAUUCAAACAACAACAACAACAUAUAGAAUAUUUGAUGUCAGCAAGUAAAUCUUCUAGGUAUGUGGGUUACACCAAGAACGGCUGACACUAAGAACUUUGGACUUUCCCCCUCCACAGCUCAACACACAAAGACAAAGCAACUUCAAUUUCUGCUGUCACCUCAAGUCAAAGCUGCCCACUGUAUGGAGAACAUAGUUUGUCAUUUGCCAAUGGAAGCUUUACUGCGGUAGGCAUGUAACCAUUUGACAAGCUGGUCAUCCAUAACGUCCUGCCAUAGGCUUUAAAAGGUUAUUAGACAGAUCCAUGGAGGAUAUCAGUGGCUUCUGGCUUCGUGUUGUGUCUCCAGUGUCGGAGACAAUAUGCCUUUGAAUCCCAGUCACUGGGAAUCGCAAGUGGGGAAGGUACUAUUGCAACCAGCUCCUGUUUGUGGACUUUCCAUGGGCAUCUGAUCAGCCACUGUGAGAACAGGAUGCUAGACCAGAUGGGCCACUGACCUGAUCCAGCAGGACUCUUCUUAUGUUCUUAUGCUAUCAGUGAAGACAAUUCCGCCCACAUCCAUUCCCUGUCAGAAAUCUAGGGAAGCAAUGGGAAUAAUGGACCCUCCUCACCACCUGGUAGAAGAUCACAGAUGACUGGCAAGGUAAAUUGUUACACAGCCAUAUGUAUUCCCCCUGUAUCAUCACUAUCUGGUUGAUCAUCGCCUCAUGAUCUGCACAUCAGUGAAUCAUGUCACACAGUAUUCAGACAAGCUGGAUCAAGAGAUGCAAAGACCCGAUACAUCAGCACGGAGUUGGGCAUGCGCCAGCGCCUCUUUGUGGGCGUGCUGACAUCGAAGAACACAUUGCACUCCCUCGCAGUGGCUGUGAACCGCACCUUGGGACACCGGCUGGAGCGAUUGGUCUACUUCACGGGCACCCGGGGGCGCAAGGUCCCUCACGGCAUGACGGUGGUGACGCACGGCGACGAGAGGCCCAUCUGGAACAUGUACCAGACUGUCAAGUAUGUGCUGGACCAUUACGUGGCUGACUUCGACUGGGUUUUCCUGGUGCAGGACGACACCUACACUGAGGCCCACCGUGUGAACCGCUUGGCCUCUCACCUCAGCAUUGACACUCUGCUCUACAUGGGCCGGCCAGAGGAGUUCAUUGGUGGGGACACGCAAGGGCGCUACUGCUAUGGCGGCUUCGGCUACCUGCUUUCCCGGGCCCUUCUCCUGCGGUUGCAGCCUCACCUGGAAAGCUGCCGGAACGACAUCCUGAGCGCCCAUCCCGAUGAGUGGCUGGGGCGCUGCAUCAUUGACUACACUGGGGUAGAUUGUGUGGCAGAGCGUGAGGGCCUGCAUUACCAGUACUUUGAACUUGGAAAGAACACUGACCCUGAGAGAGAGAGCGACCCGCGAUUCAACACGGCCUUCACUGUUCACCCUGUGCUGGACCCUGUCCAGAUGUACCGGCUGCACAGACAUUUUGCCCGUGUGGAACUGAAGCACACAUACCAGGAAAUCCAGCAGCUACAGCUCGAGAUUCAGAACACCAGCAGCCUGUCUGCAGAUGGCGACUUGAGUGCCACCUGGCCCAUUGGCAUCGCUCCUCCUUUCCAGCCCAAAACCCGCUUUGAGGUGCUUCGCUGGGAUUACUUCACGGAAGAGGCAGCUUUCUCUUGCAUGGAUGGAGCUCCCAAGUGCGAGCUGCGUGGUGCAGACACAGCCGACGUGGCCGACGUGGUAGCUGCAGCUGUGGAAGAGCUAAACCACCGGUACCAGCCGGUGCUGCACAUCCGGAAGCAGCAGCUGCUGAACGGCUACCGCCGCUUUGACCCGACGCGAGGCAUGGAGUACACCCUGGACCUGCAGCUGGAAGUGGUGACCCAGAAGGGGCACAGCCGGUCGCUGGCCAAGCGGGUGCACCUGCUGCGCCCUCUCAGCGAGGUGGAGAUCAUCCCAAUGCCCUAUGUGACAGAGGCCAGCCGGGUCAACGUCAUCCUGCCCCUGACAGCCCCGGAGCGAGAUUAUGCCGCACGCUUCCUGGAGGUCUAUGCUGCGGCCGCCUUUGAGAAUGCAGAGAACGCUGUGCUGACUUUCCUCUUCAUCUACGACCCCUUUGAGGCUCAGCAAGUGGCCCAGAACGACGUCUUCCGGGCGGUGAAGGCGCGCAUUGCGGAGUACGAGCGGCGCUAUGCGCAGGUGAAGAUCCCCUGGAUCAGUGUCAAGACAGAUGCUCCCUCCCAGAUCAAGGUGAUGGACAUCAUUUCCAAGAAGCACCCCGUGGACACGCUCUUCUUCGUGGCUGGUGUGGGCACUGAAGUCACGGCCGAGUUCCUCAACCGCUGCCGCAUGAACACCAUCAACAGCUGGCAGGUCUUCUUCCCCAUCCACUUCCAGGGCUACAACCCCACCAUCGCCUUCCACAACCAGCCCCCGCCUCUGUCUGGCCUGGACCUGGUGCGGGAUGCCGGCCACUUUGACCGCGACGCCUUCAGCGAAGCCUGCUUCUACAACGCCGACUACAUGGCGGCACGCACGCGCAUGGCUGCCGAUGCCCAGGACAACGAGGACAUCCUGGAGACGCUGGACAUCUACGACCUGUUUGUCAAGUACUCCAACCUGCAUGUCUUCCGGGCGGUGGAGCCGGCCCUCCUGCAGCGCUACCGGCCGCACGGCUGCAACCCGCGCCUGAGCGAGGAGCAGUACCACCGCUGUGUGCAGAGCAGCCUGGAGGGCCUGGGCUCCCGGGCGCAGCUGGCCAUGGUGCUCUUUGAACAGGAGCAGGGCAACAGCACAUGAGCCCGGGGCCGGGGCCAGCCUGCCACCUCCCCUCUCCCCCUGCGCGUCUUCCCUGUAGCGGCAGAGGACAGCGGCCCAGGAUGGCUCAGGCUGGGCCUCAAGGGAGCGGUUCUGCUUGGCUGUCCAGGUUGCCCUGUGGACCAAAAGCGGGCAUUGGCGGGUGGUCAGGAUCCAGUCCCACUUCUGCCUUGCUCUGCUCCCUUCAUGCAGGCCCAGGUCCUCCCCCCGGGCAGCAGGAUUAACAGCUGCAAGUGCCAACUGAGCAAGGGCAGGCAGGGCCUGCUGUGGGACUUCUGACUCGAAAAUCUGGCUGCUGCCUUGGUGGCACCAGGGCUUUUAGAAGAGGCUUCUGUGUGAGGGUGGGGUGGGCUGAAGCCGAGGAGGCUGGCUUGGGGUUUCUGGAUUCUGGGGCAGUAGAGGCAGGAAGGAAAGAAACUGCCCCCUCAGGAGCACUGCUUGGUCCCCUUGCUGCAGUUUGGGUCUUAACUUAAUGGACACUCCAGGUGUAGGUGCAGGAUAAUCCUCUGUGGGUGGGAGGGGCAGAGGGAUUCUGGUUGGUUAUUUUUUUCUCUUUGUCCGGUGUUGCUCCUUUUGGAAACGGUGACUCGGGCUGCUUUAGCCUCAGAUUAGGAGUGGUAGGGGCAAGAGGGUGGCACAGACCUGGUGGGUGCUUUCACUGAGAGAGUCAAGCAGCCCCCUGGUGCCAGGCUGGCUCUGGCACGGUGGGGAUGAACAGUAUUUCUGGGGCUGCCUGCCCUCUCUUUUGCCACCCGCUGGGCUGAAGGUACGUAGAUUUCGCCAAUCUUGCUGCCAUGAGUGGUUGACCCAGAACUGUUCAGCAGAGCGGGUUGUGUCAAUCAGCCUGGCGCUGGGACCAGGGCAAGGCCCAGAAAGGGUGCAGUUGUGUGUGUGCACGUGUGAGAAGGAGUUGGAGCUUGGCUCUCCAGUGGGUUUAUAUUUAACUUGGAUUUGGGACGGGUUGGUGACUAAAAUGUUGUUUUGCAUUUUAAUAAACUGGAGCGAAGCAUAAA
Molecule: messenger RNA, 4199 nt
Organism: Podarcis raffonei (Aeolian wall lizard)
Lineage: Eukaryota; Metazoa; Chordata; Lepidosauria; Squamata; Lacertidae
Gene: CHPF
Product: chondroitin polymerizing factor
Exons: 4
Coding region: 1183-3168 (661 amino acids)
Cellular component (GO): Golgi cisterna membrane
Molecular function (GO): glucuronosyl-N-acetylgalactosaminyl-proteoglycan 4-beta-N-acetylgalactosaminyltransferase activity
Source: RefSeq, a predicted model, not a curated record